This is a messenger RNA of Drosophila elegans, 4260 nucleotides long. RefSeq names its product fibroin heavy chain (gene Cpr76Bd). NCBI's taxonomy places the organism in Eukaryota, Metazoa, Arthropoda, Insecta, Diptera, Drosophilidae. The record is from RefSeq and is a predicted model, not a curated record. Gene Ontology annotation, cellular component: extracellular matrix.
AUGAAGUUCCAUUUGGUAGCCCUUCUGGGCCUGCUCAGCGUGGCUCUGGCGGAUCCCUCGCCCACUCGCCCCCCGAUCCUGCCCUGCGUGCACGCGGCCACCGCUGGCUACGCGUAUCCGCCGCCGGCGGAGGUGAAGUUCUCCAUCUCGCCGGGAGUGACCAAGUACAGCCAGAGCCCGGCGAUCUCCACGUACGCGGAGAACGGCCACCUGCUGCACACCUCGGUGGGAAGUGGAGGCGCCUCCUACCAGUCGACGGCCGGAAUCGAGGGCGUGUCCCACGGGGGCAUUGCCCAGAUCGACAAGUACAUUGCUCCGGUGCAGAAGACCCUGUUCACUCCAUCGGCGGAGUACGGAGGUGGCAUCACCUAUGCGGACAAGUCGCCAGCCGCCAAGUACGCCACCGUGGUGCCAUCUGGAAUCGAGAUCAAGAACUUGGUUUCGCCAGCCAUUACCAAGCUGGACAACGCCUAUUUGCCACCAUCGGCGGGACUCACCAAAGUGGCCACGUACACUUCGCCGGGAUACACUUACAGUUCGGCCACGCCGGCUGUAUCCAAGGUGGCCACCUACUCUUCGCCAGCGCUUUCGAGCAUUCCCUACUAUGCGCCACCGGUGACCUCCAAGGUGGAGACCUACAGCUCACCUGGGUACACCUACUCCAAGGCCACUCCUGGCUACUCCAAGGUGGAGACCUACAGCUCUCCGGCCUACAGCUAUGGCCAGGUCUCGCCGGCAAUCUCCAAGAUUGCCACCUACUCGCCAUCGGUUUCGUAUUCGGCGCCAGCAAUUGCCAAGGUGGCCACCUACUCCGCGCCGGCUGUUAAGCUGGCCACCACCUCGUCACUGUUGUCGUCCCAUGGAACCGGUUACUCGGCCAGCUAUGCGCCAUCCAUAACCAAGUACAGCCAGGCGGCGGAUGUGUCCCACCAGUACUUCUCCAAGCCCAUAGUGGCCGCCUAUCCAGCUGUGGCUCCGGCGGUUACCAAGGUGGCCGCCAGCUACGGAGGCACUGCAUCGGGAGCUCUUUCGCACCAGUAUGUGGCUCAGCCCGCCAUUGCCAAGGUGGCCAGCUAUGCUGCCCCAGCGGUGGCCACCUACUCGUCCGCUCCGGCCAUCACAAAGCUAUCCACCAGCUACGGAGCCUCGGGAUCGGGAGCUGUCUCCCAUCAGUACGUGUCCAAGCCAGCCCCGGCCAUUGCCAAAGUGGCCAGCUAUGCUGCUCCUGCCAUUGCCAGCUACUCCACUGGACCUGCCAUUGCCAAAGUGGCCACCUAUGCUGCUCCCUCUGUGUCCACCUACUCCUCGGCUCCUGGCUACGGAGUAAGUGCCUCGGGUGCCCCCUCCCACCAGUAUGUGUCCAAGCCGGCCAUCGCCAAGGUGGCCACCUAUGCCGCUCCAGCCAUAUCCACUUACUCCGCCGCGAAAGUGGCCACUGGCUACGCAGCAUCCGGCCAUGGAGGAGCUGUCUCCCAUCAGUAUGUGUCUAAGCCAGCGGUGGCCAUUGCCACUGCUCCUGCCAAGAUAGCAACCUAUGCUGCCCCAGCCAUUUCCACAUAUUCCUCAGCUCCGGUGGUGACCAAAGUGGCCACUGGAUAUGGAGCAUCCGGCCAUGGAGGUGCCGUCUCCCAUCAGUAUGUCUCCCAGCCAGCUCCUGCCAACGCCAAGGUAGCCACCUAUGCUGCUCCGGCCAUCUCGAAAGUGGCCACCUAUGCCGCUCCAGCCAUAGCCACCUAUUCGGCGGCACCUGCUCUCAGUAAGGUUUCCUACAGUCAGGCGGCCGAUGUGUCCCACCAGUACAUCUCCAAGCCCAUUGUGGCCGCUGCUCCGGCGGUGGCCACCUACACAUCCGCCCCGGCCAUCACCAAGCUGUCAUCCAGCUAUGGAGUCUCGGGAUCGGGAGCCAAAGUGGCCACCUAUGCAGCUCCUGCCAUCGCCACAUAUGCCACUGCUCCUGUGGUGACCAAAGUGGCCACUGGUUAUGGUGCAUCCGGACACGGAGGAGCUGUUUCCCAUCAGUAUGUGUCCAAGCCAGCGGUGGCUAUUUCAGCCGCUCCUGCCAUUGCCAAGGUGGCCACCUAUGCUGCUCCUGCCAUCGCCACUUAUUCUUCGGCACCCAGUCUCGCCAAGAUUGCCACUAGCUAUGGCGGAUCAGGCUAUGGCGGAUCGGGACAUGGCGGAGCCCUGCUCGCCCAUCAGUAUGUUUCGAAACCAGUGGCUCCCGUUCUGUCCAAGACCUACUUGCCUGCUGCUCCGGCCAUCGCCCUGCCCGCCAAGGUGGCCACUGGUUAUGGAGCAUCCGGGCACGGAGGAGCCGUCUCCCAUCAGUAUGUGUCCAAGCCAGCGGUGGCCAUCGCAGCUGCUCCUGCCAUUGCCAAGGUGGCCUCGUAUGCCGCUCCUGCCGUUUCCACCUACUCAGCGGGUCCAUUGCUGUCCAGUGGCCAUGGAUACGGAAGCAGUGGCUCGGGAUACAGUGCCGGAGCCGUCUCCCACCAGUAUGUGUCCAAGCCAGCGCUGGCCAUCGCAGCUGCUCCUGCAAUUGCCAAGGUGGCCACAUACGCAGCUCCUGCAGUGAGCCACCUGUCCACGGGACAUGCCGUCGCCUCCGUUCCCCAUUUGACCACCAAAGUGGCCACUGGGUAUGGAGGAAGUGCAGCGGGUUACAGCUCGGGAGCAGUCUCCCAUCAGUAUGUGUCCAAGCCAGCUGUGGCCAUUGCUUCAGGUCAUGCCAUCGCCAAGGUGGCUUCGCCAGUUGGACUGGGACUGGGAUUGGGACUUGGUUACGGGGGCAAUGGACAUGGACACGGAGCAGCUCUUCUGGGCGCUCCUCUCACCAAGUUGACUUCGGCUCCAGCUUACUCCUUGGGAGGUAAACUGGCCACCAGCACCGGCUACGGAAUUCAUGCGGGUAACUUAGGCCAUGGAGCGGAUCACAGUGGUGGCUAUUACGGAGCCAUCUCGCUGGGUCAUGGUGCGGUGUCCCCGGCCCUCAGCUACCACGGUCUGCUGUCCCACGGAUCUGGUCUGUCGCAUCCGGCCACCUCCUCGCUGGCCCACCUGGACUCCUCCCUGAGUGGAUACUCGCACGGAGUGGGUGGAAUCGGACCGCUGGGAGCCGGUUUCUAUCGCUAUGCUCCCAGUGUGCCAGCGCUGAGCAGCCACGCCCCCGUGGCAGCCACCGCCUACCUUAAGUCGGCGCCGGUGGCUCAGCAUGCCGUGCUGAAGGUAGUGCCCGAGAAGCAUCUGGAGCACUUUGAUGCCCAUCCACGCUAUGCUUUCGAAUACGCCGUAAACGAUCCUCAUACGGGCGACAACAAGCACCAAAAGGAGGAGCGCGACGGGGACGUGGUCAAGGGCGAGUACUCCCUGGUGGAGCCCGACGGCAAUGUGCGCACCGUGAAGUACUACGCCGACUGGGAGACGGGCUUCCAUGCCGAGGUCAUCAACAGUCGCGAUCAGGGCAAAAUUGUGGCCAAGCGCCAGACGGAAGCCAAGUCGUGAGUUCUUCACAGGUCGCAAAUUGUUUUGUUCGUUCAGCAACUGUAAAUAGCCUCAAAUCCAAUCUUCUUCUCAUUAUACAUUAAACGUAUUUAUGUAAACCCCACAACGGCCGCCAUCUUGCCAUGAUAUAUCCAAUAUCCGACUAUAUAUCCGCCAACCACGCCCACACCGUCCACACCGCCCACAACGCCCACUCUGGAUCCCCCGAUACUGUGCUCAUGUGAUAAGCGUUUCGUUUAAUUGAACUGCUUGCGCCGCUCUCAUCUCAAACUGCGCGCCUCUUAUUAGGCCCAACUAUUUGUAUUUGUACAUAAACGGAUUGUAUAUUGAUAUUUUGUAAAAUGUUAAUUUCAAAUAAACGACAUUUAAGAACGCCACAGUCGGGGGUGCUCGACAAUGAGAUUGGCUCAAUGUGUUAUUGAUUGGCAUCAAUAUUAGAACCUCGAUUGCUUUUAAGACCUUAGUCACUUACUUAAAAUAUUUGGUAUAAAUCCAAACCAAAAGAAUAUAUUCGCUGAAACCAAUAAUACGAAUAUAUUAUUUUUGAAAUAAUUAAAUACUUAUAUAUUUGGCAAAACAAUGUAAUGGGAAUAUUUUGUAUAGUUUUGUUUCCUGAUUGUGGAGAAGCUCUUAUUUAAAAUUAUUAAGUAAACAUUAAUUUCAAAUUAAAAUUUGCCCAGAUACCCCAGAUCAGAAAUACAUAUAUAUGCAUAUAAUAUUAUGCAAUAACGUAAUAUUUGAAUAUUUGGUAAUAUAUUG